Messenger RNA from Paramecium primaurelia, 616 nucleotides. The record is from the annotation of a GenBank genome assembly. NCBI's taxonomy places the organism in Eukaryota, Ciliophora, Oligohymenophorea, Peniculida, Parameciidae.
AUGAUUUAUAAUCGAAGAAUCUGGAAAUCUGUAUUUCAUCUAACACCUCGAUAUUGUUUCUUUUAACCUCCAUAAUUUGAUGUUAUAACAAAGACUACUAUAAAAUUCUAAAUUGCUCACCUGCGGAUCCAGAACAAAAAAUAAAACAAGAAUAUUAUAAAUUAGCAAAAUAAUACCACCCUGACAUCAAUAAAGGAAAUGAAGAGAAAUUUAAAUAAAUAAAUGAAGCAUGGGAUGUACUAAAUCCAAUUUAAUUAUUAGGUAUUAUCUGAUAAACAUAAAAAAUAAUAAUACGAUUCUGCAAGAUCCUAUAGCAAUAAUAAUGAAACAAGUUUUAGAAAUGAUUAAGAACAUGGAUAAUAAUAGAAUUAUGAAGAAUUUAUUAGAAAACAAGGUCCAAAUGGGUUUUAUCAAUAAUAUACAUAUAGAAGUAAUUACUUAAAAUUUAUAUAAGGUAAUAGUGAUUCCUAACAAUUUUCAAAAUAAUAAAUGGAAGAAAUGUAAAGAUAAGCUUAAGAAUUUAUGAAUUUGUUUUAAAAUGGCCAAUUCACUUAGUUCUCUUCAGCAUUUAGAUAAGCCACAAAAGGAGAUCCAAAAUUUAAUAAGGUUCAUACAU